AUUAUGCAGGCAUUCAACAAAAUGCAAACAACCCCUUCCCGUAUAAAUUCCCAGCAUUUCCUCCAUUUUCCAUCUCCAAAUCGAUUCCCCUAAACCAUCAUAACAUUAACCUUCGAUUCAAAUGGGUGUGCAAAAGGAUGAUAAGAAGAAGGGUGGCGGUGAGAAGAAGCUUGAAGAUGGAGGCGGUGCAAAGAAGGCCGACGCCGGCAGCCUCACCGUCGUGUUAAAACUCGAUUUGCAUUGCGAUGGAUGUGCUAAAAAAGUAAAAAAAUCCAUCCGCCACUUCGAAGGUGUGGAGAGUGUCAAUGCCGAUAUCGCCGGAAACAAACUGACGAUUACCGGGAAGGUCGAUCCUACGAGCGUCAAGGAGCGAGUGGAACACAAAACCAGGAAGAAAGUGGAGCUUAUCUCCCCUCAACCAAAAAAGGACGAUAAGAAGGUGGAUGAUAAACCGUCGGAGAAAAAAACCGAUGACAAGAAGGCAGGUGAUAAACCGUCGGAGAAAAAAUCCGACGGCAAGAAGGCAGGUGAUAAACCGUCGGAGAAAAAAUCCGACGACAAGAAGGCGGAUGCCAAAAAACCCGAGAUUCAAGCGAGCACGAUCGUGUUGAAGAUUCCACUUCACUGUGAAGGAUGUGUACACAAAAUCAAACGAACUGUAUCAAAGAUCAAGGGGGUAGAAUUGGUAAUACCAGAUGUGGGCAAGGAUUUGGUCACUGUGAAAGGGACAAUGAACGUGAAGGAAUUGACACCGUACUUGAAAGACAAGUUGAGAAGAAGUGUCGAUAUUGUCCCUUCCAAAACUGAUGAGAAAAAAGACGACAAGAAAGAAAAAACUGAUGGAACUGAUAAGAAAGAGAAAGUAAGUGGGGGCGACGGGGAGAAGAAAGCGGUCGGGGGCGAUGUUGCAAGUAGGAGCAUAGAGGUGGUCAACAAGUUGGAAUAUUAUGGACAAAAUCCAUACACAUAUACGAUGCCGACAUAUAAUCAGGGUUAUUACAAUCAAGAUUACGGGGUUUCAACUUCUUCCAACCAUGGUUAUAUUAACGAUGGUUAUGUUAACCAUGGAUACGCCAUGCAGUACCCAAACGAACCUCCACGGCCGCCUCCCAUGUACCUUCAUGACCCUCGUGUUCCGGAUACGGGGAUGUUCAGUGAUGAAAACCCUAAUGGUUGUUCGGUCAUGUAAACCAACAAUUUAAAAACCCUGAUAAUGAAUUCACAAUAUUAACUGUAAAUGAACUAAUUAAGUUCAUGACGAGCAUAAAGCACAAGUCUAGAUCAACGUGUCGUAGUCAAAAUUAUUCGACCUAUUGGCUUAAUAGAAGCUCUCGAUCGACGACAAAUAGAGAUAAAUUGUUCUAACGGACGAUAUUAAUCGGCUUAUACUCAUCAUGCAUUUAUUAUCCUAUUUGGGUUUUAUGAAUUAAUUGUAUAUUCAAUUUUUUUUAAA
Molecule: messenger RNA, 1453 nt
Organism: Cynara cardunculus var. scolymus (artichoke)
Lineage: Eukaryota; Viridiplantae; Streptophyta; Magnoliopsida; Asterales; Asteraceae
Product: heavy metal-associated isoprenylated plant protein 6-like
Exons: 5
Coding region: 122-1189 (355 amino acids)
Molecular function (GO): metal ion binding
Source: RefSeq, a predicted model, not a curated record